Molecule: messenger RNA, 480 nt
Organism: Meira miltonrushii
Lineage: Eukaryota; Fungi; Basidiomycota; Exobasidiomycetes; Exobasidiales; Brachybasidiaceae
Exons: 1
Coding region: 1-480 (159 amino acids)
Source: RefSeq, a predicted model, not a curated record
AUGAGCGUCAUUCAUUCUGACCACCUCAUCAUUGGUGUGGAGCAUAAGGGAUGUUAUUUGAUUACGCCUCAUCUUACCUUCUCUCAGUCAAACUCCGAAUCGGUUCACAUCACCCUUCUCUUCAUCAUCACGGCAUCAUUAUUCUGGCUCUUUGACGCUUCGGCCGAACUGGAUAUAUGCUAUCGGUUAUCCAAAGCCAUGGUUAUCAAUUGCAUUCUUUUGGCUUGUUGGGGAGAGAAAGAGGCUCUCAAGAUUGCAUUCGAUCUCACUAUAUGUGUGAAUGCCAAUACACUGGCGCAGAGCCAUCAGUACGCGUGUGCUGCAUUAGCGCCUUCCCUUGGCCGCUCGUUUUUUCUCAUCUUCUGGGCUGAAGUGCCGGAAUUGAAAUGGUCCGAGCGAGAUAAAAAGAGAGAGAGAGGUCAAGAAGAUAUCAUGGAUCUGCAAUCGUGUGGUGAUGUGCUGGAACGCAAACCAGAAUAA